AUGGAGAGCGAUAAUCUUGUCAAGCAAGCACGCAGUGUACCGCUGGAGUGGCAGCAUGCGCUGCAAGAUGCAAUCGAUCGCUUUGCCGAGCUGCACACAGACACCGAUCAAGCAAAAAAAUGGCGCAGCAUAGCGCUGCCCAACGACACACCCGAGCAUGCCGAAAAAGGCGAGCCGCGCGUCGCACUUGCCGUGCUGCGCCGCGGAAUGCAAAACACAGAUGUGUACCGCGUGGUGUGGGAGCAUGCAUGGGAGCAAGAGGCGCCGCUGUGUCUUUUCCGCGCCGUGAUGCAAGUGCAAAACAGCGUGGCUGCGUGGCUCCCCGGCGUCGAAGGCGCUGAUAUUGUCGAUGUGCUCAGCCCCCACGCACAAAUCGUCCGCAUGCGCUUCCGUGCGAGCUGGCCCUCGAGCGCACGCGACGCUGUGCUGCUGACGCACGUCGGCGAAGACGACGAGACGUUCAUGUACGUAGCGACGUCUGUCCCCACCGCCAAAGACAGCUCGCCGUACAUGCAGCACGCUCCUCCCUACAUACGUGCGCACAUCCAUCUCAUGGCGAUUCUCGCGCGGCGCACGUCCUCGACGCGCCUGUGCACCACCGUGUACUGGUCCUGGGACGUCCCGGGGAAGCGGAUGGGGUUUGGGACCAACGUGCUCCUCGCGAACCUGCCGCGCACCGUGCCCGCCCUGGUGACGUAUGCGCGUGACAACGGCUGCAACCUGCCGUUCCUGGCCACGUACGGCGCGGGGAUCGAGAUGAUCGGCGAGGACCAAACGCGAGAGUGUGCUUUGCGCCUGACGUAUGCCGUGGGCAACGCUGCGCCCCCGCUCGAUGCCACGCCCGCGUUUGGCGCCGAUCCGCAUUCGCCCAAGCGCAGCGUGACGAUCCAACUGGCUGCUGUGUACAACUGGGACGUCCAGCUCGAGGCGGAUACGGGCGGCGACGCCGACGCCGCAUGGAACGCAACGCUCGUGCGCAACUGCGUGUACCAUACCCUGUGCAUCGAGCACGAUGCGACCUCUGUGCGCUUUACCUUGGGCGUGCGGUACACUGGCAAAGGCGGCUCGGUGCAGGUGAAUGGGCGCGCGCUGGACGCUGCACCCGCGGCCGCCCCGACGCACCAACGCAAUGCGUUUCUUGCGCGCAUGAUGCCGCAGAGCACCAUGUCUCCUGCCUCGUGCGUAAGCGAUGUUGAGACGUCGUCCCUUUCCGAGUGCCUGCCUCCCCCCAUGGUAUAUGCCGCGUCGAGCACGCCGCUGGGCACCUUGGUGCGCCGCAACUAUAUCUACUUUGCCUCUCUCUUGCAGGAGCCCGAGGCGAAGUGGAAGCGCACUUUUGAUGUGCGCGGUGUCACCGUCACGCAACUCGACUCGAUCGACCCCACGCUGGUCGUCUACCGCGCCGAAGCCACCUUUAUCGGCUUUUCUGUCUGGGACUUUCUCAGCACCAUCAGCCAGCCAGCCUUGUGUGCGGAAUGGGAUGCGAGCGUUGCGCGUGUAGACUUUUUGCGCGAUAUCGGCGGCCAAAGCGUCGUCUGGCACGUACAGAAGCACAAGACAUGGACUGCGAAUGCGCGGGACGCGGUGCUCGUGCAGACCGCGUACACGUCUCCCACCUCGAUCCAUCUCUUCAGCUUCUCCAUUGACGACGACCCGAGCGUCGCGUGGAUUCCCAAGCCGAGCGUCUCUACCAUCCGGACCCAGGUUGAUUUGCGCGGCUGGAGCAUCGAGGCGCUGGACCCCAAGACGGUGCAAGUGACACUGAUUGAGCAGUCCGACCCCGGCGGGUGGAUGAGCAAGUCUGUGGUGCCCGCGCAGAUGGUUACACAGCUUGCUGGCAUGGGCGAGUAUACCAUCAAGCACGGCGGCCCUCCCGUUGUGACGCGCCUAUUGCACGCACAGGUUGAAUCGAUGCAGUAUGAGCAUGCCACGUCGACGUACACGCUGACCUACCGCCGCGAUACCGAUCAAGACGCGCCCGUCGAGUCCGACAUACGGUGCAACAUGGACGUGUGGGGCCCCAACCUCGACGUAGUCGUUUCCCCGCCGCCGAGCAACGCGACGUGCCUUCGUCGGCACCCCUUGGCGCACGCCGGCGGCGGGCUUUGGCUCACGAUCGAGCACAGCGCCGCGGCGCUUGAGCACGCGGUCCGCAUCGUCGUGCGCAAAGGGCCGCGGCACACCAAGGAAACUGGCGUCGUGCUCCUCAAUGGGCAGCGCACGCCCGUGGACGUCGACGAGCUGGGUGCCGUGCAGCGCGAGGAAAAACGGCGCAAGCGCGUGCGGCCUCCGCGCAUCCUGCUCGAUGUGCACACCUCGCCGCACGCGGUAGAGCACGCGCCCGAUGCAGCGCCCCGUGCGCAGCCCAUCGAGCAGCCGCUCGUGCCGAUGCAGCGUGCCCUGGACGCGCUCUUGGUGCUGCGGCGUAUCAAUUCGGAGCGCCCGCCCGACGCAACCGGCGUGCCUGCGGGAUGGACGCUUGUGUCGGAGCGCAACGGCCUCUUUAUCCGGCGCAAGCGCAUCGAGCAUCUCUCGUCGAGCGUCGCGGUACAGCGCGCGGACAAGGUCGUGCAAGGCGUCCCUGCCGAGGAGCUCCUCCAUCUCGUCUCGAAUACUGCCUCGCGGCAUCUGUGGGACGAGCGGAUGAGCAAUGCAACGCUCCUCGAGAGCUACGGAAGCGGCGCGACCACCUCGUGCUGGACGUCCAAGGGCACCUAUCUAUUCUGGCCGCGCACCUUUCUCGUCGCGAGUCUCGCUGCGUCAGGCGCGCAGCCCGUGCCGGCCUCUCCCAGCGACGCACUGUCGCCCUCCUCGUCGCACCAGCCCGUCUACUUCUACGCGUCUGCGUCCUGCGACGAUGCGCGGUUCGACAUGGAGAAAAUCAACCCGCACAAACACCCUGUCGGCCGCGUGCUCAUCGACGGAUGGAUCUUUGAGACCAUCGACCCGUACAGCUCCGCGAGCUAUGCGAUCCCAAGUACGCGGUGCACGCACGUCGUUGCGAUCGACUACGGGGGAUCGCUGCCGCCCGCGAUGAACGCAAUGUGGAACGCGACACUUCCCCAGGCUGUGCAGCAGCUCGAGGCGUACCUCCAAGCGCAAGGGCCGCCGCCGUACUGCUGCGCGCCGCCUGCAUGGAUGCAUGUGCUGGGCGACGGCCAUGACGACGACCGCAGCUUGAUUUGGUCUUUGCGGCGCCCAAAACACACGGCGCUGCUGCUCAUGAGCGAGUUCCACGCGGCGCAGCGCACGCUGCACGUCCUCGCGCUCGUUCCGCGCCAGGAUAUCGCGGAGAUGCAAACACUCUCUCCAUUGCAGCUGCAAGCGGCGUCGCCAAAGUCGCCGACGCCCCGCAUCAAGCAUCCCGCCUCCACGCGCAGCCUCGCGAAAGAAGCGCAUGCGCCCAUCUACCUUGUCGAUAUGCAAAUCGAGCUGCAGCACUACCCGCACGGCUACGCGAUUUCAGUGACGUGGGACCGCGCACAGGACGCGCCGCCGGAUGCGCCUGUGCCGGACUGGUACGACUUGUCCAAGACGCCGACGACGCUGCCGGAUGCGUCGCUGCCAUUGUCCGUCUCUGUGCUCGAUCUUCCCCCGUCGGCGCUGCAGGCAGCCACGCGGAGCUCGGUGGAUCGAUUCCACAAGCAUUUGGUGCGCGUUGCGCUCCCAGGCCUCGGCACUCGCCAUGGCACUUGGCACGACGAGCUGCAAAGGCGCGGCGUCGCCCUCCGUAUCGCCCUUUUCCCACUGGAUCCAGACAGGCCACACACGGGCGCAAACGCAGCGCUGGAUACGGGACAAGUCCCGGUGACGUGCAAUGGCAACGUCGCCGAGAUUGUCUACGGCGACGAAGCGGCGCGCGCGAUGCCGUCGCUGGACACGCACAGCCAUGUAGUCGACCAGCUGGAGCGUAUUCCGCGGCCCAACACCGCGGUGCCGUCCACGCCAAGGCCUGUCGCCCCUGGCUGCACGUCGACGGUCGGCGCACACGUCUUGAUGCAUCCACUCGCGACAGACGUGACAAAGAAGCCAUGCGCGGGAAACGAGGAGCGCGCCGCGCACGAGCCGAGCGCCGCGCAGCCAAGCGCCAGCGCAUGUGCGGACGACGCGCCCCCCCCACACACACCCGGCCCCAUCUUUGGUCUGUUGCGCCAGCCCUUGCGGCGCACUACCGACGGCUCGCGCCUCAACUCCACGCUCUCGAGCAUGGGCCAGUUGGUGUCGCGCGGGGGGGAUGCGGGCGAGCAAAAGUCUGCGCGUCUUUCUUUAAGCGCGCAGCACGCGCCCGAUUCCGCCCCGCUGUCGUCUGCCGCGCAUGCACAGGGCUAUCGGUGCUCGACGCUGCUUCUCGUCGCGGUGCUCGCGUUCCUAUUGGGCUCGCUCGUGCGCACAUUUGUCCAGCCGGCCGAUUUUCUCGUCGUGCCGCAGAGUCCCCACGAGUCUGAAACAGUCCUCGCGCCGCACCGCGGCGUGAUUGACUCGGCGCUGCGCGAGAUGGACAGCCUCGUCCAAGCUGCACGAAACCUGCCCAUCUUUCCCGGCGGGCAUGCAGAACCAGUGCAGGAAGCGGUGCGGCGCCGCGACUUGCUGCAGAGCCACAAUGGCAUACUGAACUGGCGCAAGAUAUUCCGCUUCUUUGACGUGCCGCUUGUCGGUGGAUGGACCGCGAUGGUUGCGCUCGUGCGCAGAGAAUAG
Messenger RNA from Malassezia vespertilionis, 4695 nucleotides. RefSeq lists its product as uncharacterized. Gene Ontology annotation, molecular function: lipid binding. The record is from RefSeq and is a predicted model, not a curated record. The transcript has a single exon. Bases 1 to 4695 code for a protein of 1564 amino acids. Lineage: Eukaryota; Fungi; Basidiomycota; Malasseziomycetes; Malasseziales; Malasseziaceae.